Musa acuminata subsp. malaccensis (wild Malaysian banana) is the source of this 1169-nucleotide messenger RNA. RefSeq lists its product as uncharacterized. Gene Ontology annotation, molecular function: transporter activity. Gene Ontology annotation, cellular component: membrane. The record is from RefSeq and is a predicted model, not a curated record. Gene Ontology annotation, biological process: transport. NCBI's taxonomy places the organism in Eukaryota, Viridiplantae, Streptophyta, Magnoliopsida, Zingiberales, Musaceae.
AAAUAGUGUGACAAAGGAAACCCCAAUCCCUUUAGCAUUUGGUCUGUGUCUUCCUCUCACUGGAAGAAGCGAGAUCCAUCUAUACGGGAAGCAAUGUUUCCACAAAUGGAUCUGACGAAGAUGGACCCUGGAACACUCACUUUACUAGGGGCAGCAUGCUGUGUGAUUCUGACCAUGCAUUUCACCAUACAGUUACUAUCGCAACAUCUUUUCUAUUGGAAAAAUCCAAAGGAACAGAAGGCUAUAAUAGUUAUUAUCCUUAUGGCUCCUUUGUAUGCUAUAGACUCCUUCGUUGGUUUGGUAGAUAUUCAGGGCAGCAAAGCCUUUUUCACUUUUCUGGACUCUAUUAAGGAAUGUUAUGAAGCUCUCGUGAUUGCCAAGUUCAUGGCUUUGAUGUAUAGUUACUUGAACAUUUCUCUCAGUAAGAACAUUGUGCCAGACGAAAUUAAAGGAAGGGAGAUCCAUCAUUCUUUCCCUGUAUCUCUUUUUCUGCCUCACACUAUCCGGUUAGAGCACCAUACAUUGAUGCUUCUAAAGUACUGGACAUGGCAAUUUGUUGUAAUUCGGCCUAUCUGCUCCAUUCUAAUGAUUGCAUUACAACUUCUUGGGCUGUACACCACUUGGAUCAGCUGGACUUUCACCAUCAUACUGAACAUUUCAGUUUCCAUGGCAUUGUAUGCGUUGGUGAUUUUCUACCAUGUGUUUGCUAAGGAACUGGCACCACAUAAGCCUCUAACGAAAUUCAUGUGCAUCAAAGGAAUAGUCUUUUUUUGCUUCUGGCAGGGAGUUGCACUCGAUGUGUUAGCUACGGCAGGAGUUAUUCGAUCACAUCAUUUCUGGCUGGAUGUAGAGCAUAUCGAGGAAGCCAUACAAAAUGUCUUGGUGCUUUUGGAAAUGGUGGUUUUCUCUGUCCUCCAGCAGUAUGCUUAUAAUGUUGCUCCUUAUACAGGAGUUGAUGCAAGAAAGUCCAUAUCUGACAAGAAGAACGAGUAAUGAUGUUCCAAAAGCAAAGAUACAUGAGUCCCCAUCUUAUAUUAUUUCGUUGCUUUUGUGCUUCGUUCCCAUUUUGUCUUCUGGAAGUUGAGAUUAUAAUAUAACUCUUUUGAAUAGAACAGAUGUAGUAUGUGCUCAUAUUUUGAACAAAUAUGUUGCAGAUCCUUCUGUCGUUG